Messenger RNA from Spirometra erinaceieuropaei, 2415 nucleotides. Lineage: Eukaryota; Metazoa; Platyhelminthes; Cestoda; Diphyllobothriidea; Diphyllobothriidae. The record is from the annotation of a GenBank genome assembly.
AUGGAGAAGCGUGAGGACGACCCAUCAGUCAGGUGACGGAACGACAGUUAACCGAUUUAUUAAAUGGGCGGAGGGUCAGCCCUAGCAGUUGCGUGGAUAACAAAGAAUUAUAAUCAAUUCCCUCCCCCUUUCUACCUGAAAGCAACCGCCAGUCUUAACUAUAUCCCGUGAACACAGCAAACACCCAACACCAUUCCAACAUGAUUGCGAAAUGUUGUUCAGAAUGCCUGGGGCGAGUUGAAUCUCCAUGGAAUCAGCGCCUGUAACGACAAUGGCCUCCAUCUGCUGCGAACCUGCGCAGAACACCGCCGCCUCCUGACCAGGACCUUCUUCCGCCUUCCAACGCGGAAGAAGGCAGCGUGGAUGCACCCCGAUCACGGCGCUGGCAGCUGUUGGACUACGUUCUCGUCCGGAGCGAGAUCAACAGGACGUGCUGGUGACCAGGGCUAUCUGCGACGCCGAAGGCUGGGAAGAUCACCGUACCGUCCUCUAUAAGAUCAGACUCCGACUGCAACCGCGCAGGAAACCACAAGGUAAGCAGCCACCAAGUAGGGUAAAUACAAUUUUGCUGAAUCUUCUUGCUCACCGUGUACAUUACGUGUACAUCAGUUAGGCCGGCACCUGGAAGAACUGCAGAUUCCGGACGACAACGCCACCGUAGUACCUCAAUGAUGUCAACUCAAUGAUGUUCUCAGAAGCGCAUGUCGCCAGCACCAGGACUGGUUCAACGACAAUGACGACGACGACGACGACGACGACGACGACGACGACGACGACGACGACGACGACGACGACGACGACGACGACGACGACGACGCGGACAUCAGUAACCUGCUCGCCGAAAAAAAGUUGCACAAAGCCUGCAUCGACGGUCGGAUCAAUGAAAGCAAAGCGGCCUUCUUCCAAUGUUGUCGCCAUGUAAGGCAACGAAUACGGGAGAUGCUGGAUGUGUGAAUGACUCGAAAAGGCGAGGAAAUUCAGGAGUAUGCAGACAGCAAUGAAAAAACGAACUACUUCGCAUCAUUCAAGACCGCCUACGGUCCCACAAUCAAAGCAGCUGCGUGUGACGCCCUGAGCUGGGUUCUUUCUUGGCUUAGAGAUUAUUUUUCAUUUCGCAAACAGUUUGUCCUGUCGGGAAAGAGAAAAUCUUCUAUUCUUCCAAAUAAUUGUGGAGUUCUACAAGGUUCCAUCUUAUCCCCUCAUCUUUUCUCUCUACAUACUGAUGAUUUGAGAUCGCCAAACGACUGCCUGUAUGUUAAGUAUGCCGAUGACAUGGUCGUAGACCACCCACUCAAAAACCUGACUCACCUACAGUCUUUAAAGGAUGGCUUAGAUCACGUCUCCGCAUGGUCGUCGAAUAAUGGACUCCUACUCAACAAUCAGAAAUCAGUACAGUGUGUGUUUCGAUUGCGACCCUCUCCCAUUCCUGAACCUUUGGAUAUUCUUCCCAAUGAGGUAUCCUCUUUCCGGUACCUAGGUGUUACUUUGUCCUCAAAUCUGUCUCUCUUCAUAUGGAAACCCUUUUAACAAAAAUUCAAGAACUUGUUUAUUACAUUCGUCGUCUACGUUCAUAUCACACACCCCAGUCCUUAAUCUGGCGAUUCAUAGAUGGCUGUAUUCUUCCACUCAUUCUUUAUUGUUCUCCAGUUAUUUUUCCAGCUUUACUUAAAAAAGAUCCAAUUAUUUUUAAACGUGUCAUUCGAAUGCUCGUCUCUGCUGCUGGUGUUUCCUAUCAUAUUUUAGUUGAUAUCAUCGUGCAGCGACACUUCAAUACGGUGUAGCAAUUUGCUGACCGAAUUCUGAAUGACACCGUCCAUCCCCUUCAUAAUGAGUUAAUGGCUGCGAAAUCCUCACGCCCCGUGCGUCGAUGCUUCCGCCACAUCCCUUGUCGCACUUAUCAGAAUUCCAUACUGCCAUUUCUAGCCCUGUAUCUCACCUGCAAAGAUGCUGAAAAACAAAAGCUAAAACUUGAUCUUGCACCUUAAAGUCCUUUUUUAUAUAUAAUUAUGUCCACCUGUCCAAUACCUGUUAAUCUCUAUGGUAAUCACUGUGUACUGGAGAACCGUUUUUUGCUGAAAGUUUGAAUGUUAUUUUCAAAAUAAAGCAUUCCUCUCUCUCCCUCUCUCUUUCUCGCUCUCUAAGAGGGACAGCGCUGACUGCCAACGCCGACGGAAGAACACUCCUAGCAGAGAAAUCGUUGAUUUUGACAAGCUGGGUCGAACACUUCUGGAGUGUUCUCAAGCGCCUAUCUCCGACGCCGUUAUCGACCGGCCGCCCAACUGGAAAGUAAAAAAGACCUGGACCUCGCAUUCUUUCCCAGCAACUGUUAGAUCCGUAAACCAGACGUCCAGCGGAAGAGUACCGGGAUCCGACGUACGCUCCGCCAAAGUCUACAAGCCCGGUGGCCCCGGAUGA